AUGGCGUGGACAUCAUACAACAGCUUCACAGGGGACUGCCCUUUGUUUGGUGAAGCUGGCCAGGAAACUGAGGAUCUGAAGUAUGAUCAGGAGUUCAUUGGGAACCCAUCAUCUGCUCUCGUCGAGAACAUACCGACUUUCUUCACAGGGUAUUCUUUCUAUGACUCUCUGAUCCAAUGCCCUCAACCUGAUUCGUCUGCCCGAAUAGGUUUGGGUGGAGUUGAGCUUCAUAGCAUCGAUUCCGGCAGGGCAAACCAUCCUUCGACCACUCCUAGCGAGCCCAAAGCAUCCGUGUUGGAUGUUGCCACUCAGCACAAUGCCAACUGGUCUCAUGGAAUGCCACAAAUGUCCUCUACAGGUUGUUUGGAAAAAACACACAACCAUCCCGAGGCACUCAAGCACAAAGCUCCCCAAAUUUCCAAUGAAAGAAAAGAAUCCGAGUAG
Penicillium soppii is the source of this 444-nucleotide messenger RNA. RefSeq lists its product as uncharacterized. Bases 1 to 444 code for a protein of 147 amino acids. Lineage: Eukaryota; Fungi; Ascomycota; Eurotiomycetes; Eurotiales; Aspergillaceae. The transcript has a single exon. The record is from RefSeq and is a predicted model, not a curated record.